Messenger RNA from Cajanus cajan (pigeon pea), 1702 nucleotides. Its product is annotated as cytochrome P450 93A3-like. Gene Ontology annotation, molecular function: oxidoreductase activity, acting on paired donors, with incorporation or reduction of molecular oxygen; monooxygenase activity; iron ion binding. NCBI's taxonomy places the organism in Eukaryota, Viridiplantae, Streptophyta, Magnoliopsida, Fabales, Fabaceae. The record is from RefSeq and is a predicted model, not a curated record.
CAGUUCACGCUAGAGUCAGGAGGAAGAAGUCCUUUCCUUCUUAUAUAUGAGGCAAGAAACAAAUUUUCGUUUACUUGGAAAAGAUCAAAUCAAACAUGGCUGAUUACCAAGGCUACAUCAUACUUUUCAUCACAUGGCUAGUCUCCACAAUUGUAGUUAGAUUCAUACUCAACAGAAAACAGAACAAGACUAAUAGACCACCAAGUCCAUUAGCCUUACCCAUCAUUGGACAUCUCCACCUUCUUGCUCCAAUACCUCACCAAGCACUUCACAAGCUCUCUACCCGCUAUGGACCCAUAAUGCAACUUUUCCUUGGUUCCGUGCCCUGUGUCGUAGCUUCCACGCCAGAAGCAGCCCGAGAAUUCCUCAAAACUCACGAAACACAUUUCUCCAACCGCCCUCAAAGUUCUGCAGUUGAUUAUCUAACCUAUGGCUCUCAGGACUUCUCCUUUGCCCCAUAUGGACCAUAUUGGAAGUUCAUGAAGAAAAUAUGCAUGUCUGAACUUCUGGGGGGUCACACACUGAGUCAGCUUCUUCCUGUGAGGAGACAGGAGACAUUGAGGUUUCUGAGACUUAUGCUGGGGAAAGGGAAGGAAGUUGAGGCUGUUGAUGUUGGAGGAGAACUAUUGAGACUCUCAAAUAACGUCGUGUCAAGGAUGCUUAUGAGCCAAACAUGUACUGAAAAUGAGAGUGAAGCAGAAGAGGUGAGGAAGUUGGUGCAUGACACUGUACAACUGACGGGGAAGUUUAAUGUGUCGGACUUCAUUUGGUUUUUUAGGAACUGGGAUGUGCAGGGGUUCGGGAAAAGACUCAAGGAAAUUCGGGACAGCUUUGAUACCAUGAUGGAUAAGGUGAUCAAGGAACAUGAAGAAGAGAGGAGGAAAAGAAAUGAAAUGGGAAGUGGAGGAGAGGGUCAAAUCAAGGAUCUACUUGAUAUAUUGUUGGACAUACAUUAUGAUGAGAAUUCUGACAUAAAAUUGUCAAUAGAGAACAUAAAGGCCUUCAUCUUGGAUGUAUUUAUGGCAGGAACAGACACUGCAGCCUUAACAACUGUGUGGGCUCUAGCCGAGUUGAUUAAUCACCCACAUAUGAUGGAGAGAGCAAGAAAAGAGAUUGAUGCUGUGAUCGGAAAUAGUAGAAUAGUAGAAGAAUCAGACAUUGUCAACCUUCCUUACCUGCAAGCUGUAGUCAAGGAAACGCUGAGGAUUCACCCCACGGGUCCAUUAAUUGUUAGAGAAUCAUCUGAAAGCUGCACUAUCUGGGGCUAUGAGAUUCCAGCAAAGACUCAGUUGUUUGUUAAUAUUUGGGCUAUUGGAAGGGACCCAAAUCACUGGGAGAACCCACUCGAGUUCAGGCCAGAGAGGUUUAUCAGUGAAGAGGGAAGUGGGAAGAGCCUUUUAGAUGUGAGGGGGCAGCAUUUUCACCUGAUUCCAUUUGGGAGUGGAAGAAGAGGGUGCCCUGGAACCUCACUGGCUUUGCAGUUUGUGCAGACCAACCUUGCUGCUAUGCUUCAGUGCUUUGAAUGGAAGGUUAAAGGAGGCAAACAGACUGUUGACAUGGAAGAGAAACCCGGGAUAACUCUUCUAAAGGCUCAUCCGUUGAUUUGUGUCCCAUUGCCUAGGCUUGAUCCAUUCCCUCCCCAGUGAUUGUAAUCAAAAGUUGAAAAUUCACAUUUGGGUUCCUUGUUUCUCUGUAAUGUUCA